Cydia splendana is the source of this 2451-nucleotide messenger RNA. It is a transcript of the gene Cdk5alpha, whose product is annotated as cyclin-dependent kinase 5 activator 1. Gene Ontology annotation, cellular component: protein kinase 5 complex; growth cone; cytoplasm. Gene Ontology annotation, molecular function: cyclin-dependent protein serine/threonine kinase activator activity; protein kinase binding. The coding region runs from base 50 to 1129 and encodes 359 amino acids. Gene Ontology annotation, biological process: axon guidance. The record is from RefSeq and is a predicted model, not a curated record. NCBI's taxonomy places the organism in Eukaryota, Metazoa, Arthropoda, Insecta, Lepidoptera, Tortricidae. The transcript has 2 exons.
CUAUCGAGCCCACACGGGCCGCCGCCGCCGCCGGCCGCGCACGUCAUGCAUGCGGGGUCCUAGCACGCGCGCCCGCCUCAUGGGCACCGUGCUCAGCUUCAGCCCGCGCGAGCGGCGCCCGCCCGCCGGCGCGCCGCCGCCGGACCGCGCCGCGCUCGCCUACUCCUACGAACGACUCAACAACGCCAAAAACAGAGAGAACAGGGAAGUCCCCCGCGACGAGCGCCGCGCCACCCUCGACGACGCCGCCAAAAUCAUCUCCGAGAAAACGGCGCUCGAGAAAAACUUGAAAAAGCACUCGCUGUUCAUAAACGCCUUAUCCUGGAAGAGGUUUUCGACGGCCAAUAACAAUAAGAAAAAGUUAGAAUGCAAGACGAAGAGCGUGACGACGUUCCGUGCGCCUUUAACAGACAAUGCCCCCUUGGACAGGAACAAGAAUGUGAGCGUCCAGGGAACGAUAUACGCGCGGCCCGCGCCCGUCGCGGCGCCGCUGCCGCCAUCGGCCGAGGUCGCGCGGACUAACGCGCUCAACAACAAUGUCUGCUACUCGGAGAAGCUGCCGACGACGGCGGUGGGGCCGCCGGUGGCUCCGCGCAAGACCGUCAUCCAGGCUUCCACCUCCGAGCUGCUCAAGUGCCUGGGGAUGUUCCUGCACACUCGCUGUCACCGGCUACGGGACUUCCAAGCGGGGGAUGCGGUGAUGUGGCUCCGGACGGUGGACAGAUCGCUGCUGUUGCAGGGAUGGCAGGACGUGGCAUUCAUCAACCCCGCGAACGUGGUGUUCGUGUACAUGCUGGUCCGCGAGCUGGUGGACGGCGACCGCAUCGCGCGCCCUCAGGAGCUGCAAGCCGUCGUGCUCACCUGCCUCUACCUCUCCUACUCCUACAUGGGCAACGAGAUCUCAUACCCGCUCAAACCUUUCCUCGUCGAGGACUCCAAGGACAAGUUCUGGGAUCGCUGCCUUCUCAUCGUCGACCGGCUCUCUUUCAGCAUGCUCCGCAUCAACUCCGAGCCCGGCUUCUUCACUGAAGUGUUCACCGAGUUGAAGGCUUGCGGGGCCGUCGAGAGCCCGCCCCCCGCGCCCGCGCACCCGGCCCCCGCCCCGCCGCACGCCAUCUCGGCCGCCUGACACACAGAGGUCGCGGUGUUGAGGUUAGCCCUGACUGACCGCCCCAGUCGCGUUUGAUGUCGGCACUACACGACCGCUCUUGUUCAAUCGUCUGACACCGGACGUGCACGGACGGGCUUAGAUAAAGUCUCCGGGCUUAGGAUAGCUCCACACGAGCCAAUUAAUAACUUCUAAGUGGAGUGUUCUUGUAGUUACGUCUGAACUGUUUGGAUAAUGUAGUGAAAUUGAGAGAUAUUUAUUUGUAGGUAACCGUGAAAGGAUCCUGAAAGCUUUGGUAGGAAAUACUCAUUUUUGAAUUUAAACUGAAGUAAAACGAGCAAGUUUAUGUUGUUCGAAGUGCAGCAUGAUAUCGACGAUGUUAUUUGCUCAAGAAUGUAAUCCCGCCGUGACGAUUGACCAAGAAUUUAUUUAAAAUCGUACUCAUUCUAUAAGACUGGUGAGCGCGAACGGGGGAAGAAAACGCGAGGAAAUUGAUUGACCGAUAAAGUUUGCAAAGCACCGAGCCGCUAAUAAUUAGAGGCUUUAUUAAAUGCGGAAGUUUCGUGUCAUAUCGAUCGUGGAUUAAUUCAGCUACUACGACUGUUAGACCACGUUCCGGAACCAACGAGGCCGGAAACACGACUCGCGUUUGUUCGUCCUAUUAUUACUGGGUCAGAUAACCUACACGUGCCGUGUCGAAUUCGAUUGCUGCAUUUUACAUAAUUAAUGUCUGUAAUGUUAACGUAGGUAAUUUGUCUGGUAAUGAUACUUUCUGGGGCCGCUGCCGAGCGGCGUUUAGUCCAAUAGAACAGCGGUUAGUUAGUAAGUUAAGAGUUUCGUAAUGUAGUGAAAUGCUCGCAUGCCAUAUACCUAGUUAGUCGUUAGAAGCAGGCGGGAGGAUGCAAUAGCGGGGAACCGUCAGUAAAAUAAAGGAAUCCGGUGAAUCCUUCUAUGAAGUGUACGUAAAUACGGCCGUCAGCUUAAAGCGGGGCGAUUGAACCAUUGGUUGAAGUAUAUUUAACAAAUAGGUCAAAUAUUGCGAACGAUUAAGCGUUUUGUACAGUAAUAUCGAAUAAAUUUAUAUGUUAAGUCAUAAAUAGUCUGGUGUGGUUAAAUGGGGUUGGUCUGUUCGGUGUGGAAAGAUGGGCGGAGGCCUAGGGCACUCGGUGUGACUAGCUUGACCACAGGCCUGGAACUAGUUAAUGAAUUUCGAAUCGUGGACCGUACUUACUAAACGAACGCAAUAGCCUAAUAAAUACGUAUACUCAAGAAAAUGUUUCCAGAACAGGGCGAUAGAGUUUUUUUCUAAGAUUGAGAAAGACAACGUACUUAAAGCUGAAAUU